Molecule: messenger RNA, 906 nt
Organism: Fonsecaea erecta
Lineage: Eukaryota; Fungi; Ascomycota; Eurotiomycetes; Chaetothyriales; Herpotrichiellaceae
Exons: 1
Coding region: 1-906 (301 amino acids)
Source: RefSeq, a predicted model, not a curated record
AUGAUCCCUAUACUUUUGUGCUCGUUACUGCUGGCACUUGUUCAAUUUGGUGUGUCCCAGACGGUCUCCUCCAGCGAUGGCUAUACCGGCUACUCGCUCAGUGUGACCGGUAACGACACUGAUUCGGCGGUCUACGAGACUGAGGAAACCGAUACGUCGGACGGCGCCGUGACAGACGCCAGCACGCCGCCUGACGUCUAUCUCAAUGCGAGCGUCUCGGUUGGCGAGAUCGACAUCACGGUGAAGAACCUGUCGGCGAAGAUCAAUAUUGACGCCCAAGUGCUGUCCCUCCUUCAGUUCAACGCUGGUGUCGACCUAAGCAUCAACGCUGUGGUGCUGAACAUUCAGAAUGUCACCGCAAAGGUCGAACUCGAGGCACGGCUGGAGAAUCUGGUGCUCAUGAUCAACGACACGCUCAACUCAAUCGACCUCAACCCAAUAAUCGCCACGCUGGGGUCCGACGUCGGCUCCCUGGUCGGCACUGCUCUCGGCGGCAGCAGCACGAGCAGUAGCAGCGCCUCUUCAUCCACAAGCGGCCUGUCUGCACGGUCGGUGCUUCUUGACGAAGGGAUCCUCUACUCGGUCAACGACUACAGUGGCAACACGCACACCAAUCGCAUCCUCGACCAGGCCGGAAAUAUUGUGGACCAGAAACUCCACAACGAUGGAUCCGUCUACUCGUCUCAGGUGGUCGGAUCGUACUGGCACGACAUGGCGUUUACCGGGCACGAGCGGGCGGUCCUCUUUAACGGCGAAAACGCGAAGGAGUUGGAAUAUUCGUAUUCGCCGUUCAAUGGCUUCAGCUCGAUCGCCGCCAUCUAUCAGGAUGCCCAAGGCAACGUUCUGGGCACGAGGGUGUUGAGUGAAAUUGAGGGCGGAGGAUCGAGCACGAUUGCUGACGAUUGA